Molecule: messenger RNA, 896 nt
Organism: Penaeus monodon (black tiger shrimp)
Lineage: Eukaryota; Metazoa; Arthropoda; Malacostraca; Decapoda; Penaeidae
Exons: 2
Coding region: 292-831 (179 amino acids)
Source: RefSeq, a predicted model, not a curated record
AUAUAAGUUUUUCAACUUUAUCAUAGUUACCAUCUUUAAUGUAUUUAUUUUAUGCAUUUUUACAGGAAAUUCUACUCCUGAGAAUACAGUCUGAUAGCAUAAAACAAAGAAAAUGGGAAAUAAUAAUAAAAAAAAAUCUUACUGAAAAUAAGCAGCGCUUUCGAUUUUAGACUCUAAGGCACUUAUCUCAUCCACAUAAAGGUCACAGACGAGUAUAUAAACUGGUGCGCAAGCAGUAAUUCUCACACACACAGACUUCUGUUGUGGCACAACAAAGUUGCUUAGUCAAAGAUGAAGUAUUUGGCAUUUGUGCUCCUGGCAGCUGCCGUUUGCGCUUCCGAAGUUGAGAAGCGAGAGGCGGAGCCCAGCUAUGGCUAUCGUCGUGCAUACGUAAUCCCAACCUCCACAGGAUACGGGAACCAUCGAAUCUACAAGAGAUCUGCCGAUCCUGAAGCUGAUGCUGAGCCUUCUGUUGUUUACUCUUCCGCAUCUUACACACCAACUGCACCCGUCUACGCUCCUUACAGCAUUCACGGGUACCACAAGAGGUCUGCUGAAGCUGAUGCUUCUCAUGGAACCUCUCAUGGAAUCUACAGACAUACUCCCAUUAUUUACGGAGGUCACUCCAACCAUGGCCUCUACAAGAGGUCUGCGGACCCUGAAGCUGAGGCAGAGGCUUCAACUGGUUAUUAUUCUACACCUAUCUAUGGUCCCGUUGUGCCUUACAGUCAUAUCUACAAGAGAUCUGCUGAAGCUGAGGCACAACCAUCCACCCCAUACGCUCAUGUGCACUACAGACCUGCUCCACUUUACCAAACUCAGUACUACUAAAACGGAGAGAUAUUAGCCGAUAUGGAGUUUUAGUGUGUGUUCAAUAAUAAAAUGGAAUAAUACAA